AUGGAAAGUUUGGUCCAUCGAUAUUAUCAAAAAAACUUCGAUUGCUUACAAAAAUUUCGGUUUGUGCCAAAUAGUCAAGUAAAAGCAUUUCGCUGUCGAUUAAAACGUUUAAAUUCUCAAUUACCAUGUUAUUUUGGAUCUGGAAUAACAGCACCCUCCACGCCAUCUAUUUCUGUGAAAAAAUCUUCUGUAAUAGCAGAAACAACUAAAGAUGGAAAUAAUAACAAUGUUUCUUCUUCGACGACCGUUCUUGCUCCUUAUAGGACAACAUCGUCACUAAAACUAUGUGGAGAAUCAUCUGUCCAACAUUUACCUGGGUUUCAACGUUCAUUUCGUUCGUCACUUUCACAACGUUUUCGUUCAUUAUCAACUUCUUGUGUAUCAACAAUUUCUCGUAAUUCGAUAGUACCAUGGCAUAAACGAUCAACAUUCUAUCCUCCAUUACAACGAUUUCAACGGAGACCAUUAACGAUCUAUCGAACAAAAUCAAAUUAUUUACCACAAAUAUUUGAAGAUGAUGAACUGUCCUCGACACCUAGUCUGCCAAUAACGCCUAUCUCGGAACAAGCUCACCAAAUAUCAACAACACUAUUAACAUUAUUAAAAAAUCAGUCAAUGAUAAAUGCGCAGUCACUAGCUCUUCAAGAUCAACAUUCGUUAAAUUCUUGUACAAUUAGUGAUCAGCGGUUAAAACCACACUCUUAUUUAACAAAUACAGAGGAAACAACUGAGGUUAUUAGUGAUGAUAUGGCAAUACCAACACCAAUACCGUCAACACCUACAGCGUGCAAUGUCGAAGAAUUGGCUGCUUAUUUGGAAAAUUAUCUUUAUUUACCUAAAAAUUUAUCUGGAGCAGCCGAACUCAUGUAUACUUAA
Didymodactylos carnosus is the source of this 876-nucleotide messenger RNA. NCBI's taxonomy places the organism in Eukaryota, Metazoa, Rotifera, Eurotatoria, Philodinida, Philodinidae. The record is from the annotation of a GenBank genome assembly.